Anolis sagrei ordinatus is the source of this 994-nucleotide messenger RNA. RefSeq names its product allograft inflammatory factor 1 (gene AIF1). Gene Ontology annotation, cellular component: actin filament; ruffle membrane. The record is from RefSeq and is a predicted model, not a curated record. Gene Ontology annotation, biological process: ruffle assembly; actin filament bundle assembly. Gene Ontology annotation, molecular function: calcium ion binding; actin filament binding. Lineage: Eukaryota; Metazoa; Chordata; Lepidosauria; Squamata; Anolidae.
UAGCCAACCUCAUGCACCCAGAGAUAGAUAGAUAUGUGUGUGCGCAAGGGGGAAGGAACAUUUGAAGAGAGGGAGAACUUCAGGCAGGCCACGCGGAGCAACCAACAAGGGUGCCUCGGACGCAGGGAACCAUCCGAGGAACAGACAGAAGGACAAGGCUAUGAAUCCACAAGGAGGAAAGGCCUUCGGGGCAAUGAAGGCCCAGCAGGAGGAAGUUCUGGACUCCUUCAAUAAGGAAUUCCUGGAUGAUCCCAAAUAUAGCACCGUUGAAGAGCUAGCGGAAAAAUUAGAAAUAUUUAAGAAGAAAUACAUGGAAUUUGACCUCAAUGCACAAGGCGAUAUAGAUAUCAUGGCCUUGAAACGCAUGUUGGAAAAGAUGGGAGCAGCCAAGACCCACUUGGAACUCAAAAAGAUGAUCACUGAGGUGACUGGAGGUAUGAGUGAAACCAUCUCCUAUGGAAACUUUGUUCGAAUGAUGCUGGGAAAGCAAUCAGCUAUCUUUAAAAUAAUCCUGAUGUAUGAGGAAAAAGCCAAAGAGAAGGCUGAGAAGCCAGCAGGACCCCCACCAAAGAAACUAAUAGCAGAUCUUCCUUAAAGACCUUCCCACCCACGCAAUUCAUAUGAUUUAUUCCUGCAUUCAGGUGGCUACUAGAACAACCAAAACAUAGAUAAACCUUUUUCUAUUUUUAAAAAAGAAAUCUCAAGAAAGGAGUUCAUUCAUAAGAUGAUCUCAAACAUAUGAGAGAAUUAUGACUCAGCAUGUGUGUUUGGCGGGACGGGAGGUGUUCUUCCUAUUUGUGGUUCUACAUUUUCCUUCUUUCUCCAUUUUAAAAACUGAAUUGAGUUUAUUCCAGACCAAAAAUUGGAAUUGGGGAAAUGCAACCUAUGAGCUGCCAUAGCCCCCCUGAUCCAAUCUUCUUCUUUUCUUUUCUUUUUUGCUAUGACCUGGAAAGUAAUUUUACAUGGUUUACAAUACACCCCCAAAACAUUUUGA